GGCUAGAAUCACAAAACAACCACUCAAGCUAUCGUCCGAGAGAUUGAAUUGCAAAGUGAUGAAAUUGCUGCUCGCUAUUUGACAACUAGCGUAUUACCCAUAGUCCCUUAAUUGACCUGGCUUCUCAGCUACAAUCCUUAUCAACAGCCUCACUACGACGCCACCCGUGGAUAUCUAAUCCAGACGACUUGUUGGUACAUGUAGGAAACUGACCUGCCAUCUGCUCAUCCCGGCAUCAUGGGUGUCUUGGAGCUCCUAGAAAAGAAUCGAACCGAGGCACGAGAGCGUCGUAUGGCCCUCAUUGCGGCUGAAGAUGCAGCCGCCGCCGCCGUGAAGAAAGAGUAUAGCCCAACCCAAGCUGUUGAACCAAAGCAGGACUCGUUGCGGCAGAUAAAACCCACAUACUCGGGUUUAAAGCCCGCGAAAAGGAGGAAAAUCACUGGUCCGUUGAACGACAAGGUUUCCGAGUCCCCAGCCAGUACGAGCGUACUAGGCAGACUCUCCGCCUCGCCUGGUUUAGAGGACGCUGUAUUGAACGUUAAAAUCCCCGAGUCUUCAGCUAGUCUGGACGUGCUGGGCACACUUUCCACCCCGCCUGAUUCCAAGGAUGCUGUAAGAUAUGGCCCCGGCCGAAAGGCUCCCAGGAAGAAAGCAAUUGCUUCAUACACAAACAAGCAGGCGGUCGACACACGGAUCCGGUCUUCCGAGUGGUACGAAAAAAUAAAUAUGAGGGAGAAAUACUCUCGUGGAGACUUGCAAUCAGUGGCAUAUCUUCGUACACUGUGCCACAACUAUGUUUCUGCUAGUCACGGCAGUGAGCGCGAGAAGGCAGCUACAGAGAUCCGUACGAAACUUCACGAAAUGGAGUUUUUUCAAUGCAUUAGCGGCAUAAUAAUCAAGAAGUCAAGGAUCUUGGAGGAUGACGGAUUACCCCGAAUAUUUGAUAACCAAGAUGGCGUCGACUUUCCCUUUGAUCUGCGUGCGGAUGCAAAGGCAUUAUAUCUCCGCUGGAUUGUAGGAGAUCUUGAUUCUCAUCUCCUACGGGGUAUAACGACUGAAAAGGGUCGGCUGGAAAGCGGUAUGAAGCGUACCUCACACAGGCUUGACAAGAAAUAUUCAUUGAAAAGGUCAGCAAAUGUGGUCGGCGAUAACUGUCUUGUCAAUGGCCAAUGGUGGCCAAACCGAAUUUGUGCUCUCAGGGAUGGCGCGCAUGGGGAGCAGGAAGCUGGAAUCCAUGGGCAGGUCGGAAAAGGAACCUACUCGGUGGUUGUGGCGCAGGGUGGUUAUGCCGACGAAGACAAAGAAAUGGCUAUUGAAUACUGUGGCACACAAAGCGAAAAUUCGAUUCCAACGAAGAACACCAAGCUUCUGCUGGAAUCCUACGAAUCAGAACAGCCUCUUCGAGUCCUCCGAGCAGAAAAUAAGAGCUCCAAAUUUGCACCGAAGAAGGGGAUACGAUAUGAUGGACUCUACACUGUCGUGGAAUAUACCAUUCUGGACGCGGGCACUGCUAUGUAUCGAUUCUCCCUUCGUCGCUGCAAAGACCAAGAUCCAAUACGUUACAGAGGCCCAGAGGCCAGGCCAACAGACCAAGAACUCAAACAAUAUGCCCUCAUUCGAGAAAGUCUGGGAAUCGCGUAGGAAUGUUUUCUGAUGUUACAGUGCGAUUGAGUCCUUUCAGAAUAUGCUAUUACGGGCCGUACGUUAUGGCUCGAGAGUGCCUAAUACCGACGGGUUGUAUUAUUAUAUACUAAUUUGCUCUGCUGCGUGGGUUUCUGCUGAUGACGGAGUGUAUGAUACCAAGGGAUUCUCUUUUAUACCAACCAGCUAUGCCGCAUGGAAUUCUCUUAUUAUUCAUGGAAUGCUUAAAUAGACUAUGCAAUGAACGCGAGAGCUUUAUUACUCCAUAUU
Molecule: messenger RNA, 1911 nt
Organism: Pseudogymnoascus destructans
Lineage: Eukaryota; Fungi; Ascomycota; Leotiomycetes; Thelebolales; Thelebolaceae
Exons: 3
Coding region: 238-1641 (467 amino acids)
Biological process (GO): protein ubiquitination; negative regulation of gene expression via chromosomal CpG island methylation
Molecular function (GO): ubiquitin protein ligase activity
Source: RefSeq, a predicted model, not a curated record